Molecule: messenger RNA, 1017 nt
Organism: Phlebotomus argentipes
Lineage: Eukaryota; Metazoa; Arthropoda; Insecta; Diptera; Psychodidae
Product: peroxisomal membrane protein 2
Exons: 3
Coding region: 302-859 (185 amino acids)
Cellular component (GO): membrane; cytoplasm
Source: RefSeq, a predicted model, not a curated record
UGGAUCGCGAUGAAAGAGUGCAGCUGAUCGCGAGUUUUGUAAACAAUUAGUGAAAAUCCCAAGAAAAUACCCUUCAGAAUACCCUUUAAUUCUUUUAAAACUACAGAAAAGUCACACCAACGUGUGAAAUUUGUAAAAUCUCCCUUAACCUUCGACCCAAUCCAGAGUACAGUGAGAUUAAUCCGGGGAAAACAGAAGAGAGCGCCUUAUCUCACUCUCACCUCUCCAUUCGUACAUAAUUUAUUUGAGUACUUGAAUUUGCUAGCGACAGAGAAUUUGCAGUGAAAAAAGGAGGGUAAAAAUGUCGCUUUCGAAGCCAAUUUACAAUUUAAUCGGCGCAUACUUUGAGCAAUUGUUCAAUCACCCAAUCAGGACUAAAUCACUCACAAGCUGUGUCAUCGCCACCGCGGGUAAUGUCGUGUCCCAGAAGAUUUCCGGCAGCAAGGAGAUCAAUCCGCACAGCGCCGGCGCCUAUGGAUUGUUUGGAUUACUCUUCGGCGGAACACUGCCUCACUACUUCUACCUGUUCUUGGAUCGCAUUGUGUCUGACGAGCUGAGAUUCCGCAAAUUCUACCAAUUUCUGCUGGAGCGCCUCACAUUCACGCCCCUCUUCCAGCUGUGCUCACUCUACUUCCUGUCGCGCUUCGAGGGCAACAGCCAUCAGGUGGCCUUCGCGAACCUCUACAGACUCUACUGGCCAGUGUUGCAGGCCAACUGGAAGUACCUCUCGCUCUUUGCCUUCAUCAACAUCACAUUCCUGCCACCCUUCUUGCGCGUCUUCACGGCCAACAUCAUUGGCUUCUUCUGGAUCAUCUUCCUAGCCAACAAGCGACGCCAAGUGGCCAAGAAGACGGAGUAAUUUUUUUGGGGAAACUCGAAAGAGAGGCAUUUUUAAUUGUUUGAUUUUUCGAUAUAUUCCAUACUUUUUAUAUAUUCUUUUACUGCUGGGCGAGUAGCUUUUGGAGCAUUUUUAUGGUGUUUGUUACAAAAUAUCAUGCAUUGGAAAUAAAUUAGUUU